Molecule: messenger RNA, 1561 nt
Organism: Dermacentor andersoni
Lineage: Eukaryota; Metazoa; Arthropoda; Arachnida; Ixodida; Ixodidae
Gene: Dus2
Product: Dihydrouridine synthase 2
Biological process (GO): tRNA dihydrouridine synthesis
Cellular component (GO): cytoplasm
Molecular function (GO): tRNA binding; tRNA dihydrouridine synthase activity; flavin adenine dinucleotide binding
Source: RefSeq, a predicted model, not a curated record
CGUUUGGUUCAGACGAAAGCGUGGUUGGUGCUGGCUUGGCUGUGGUUUCAGUGGUGCUGUGAACGUCGCGCUUUUGUUGACGUAUUACGCAGGAAACUUGUAAUAUUAUGAUUUACUGUGAACUUGGUCAUUCCAAAUACACAGUUACUUGUGACAAAGACGCGAAACAAACAUGACAUCAAGCAUUGGUUAUAGGAACAAGACCAUACUAGCCCCUAUGGUUAGGAUAGGCACUUUGCCUAUGCGCCUUCUUGCUCUGCAUUACGGUGCGGACCUCGUUUACACGGAGGAGCUCAUCGACUACCGGUUGUUGAAGUGUCAGCGCAUCGAGAAUAAGGUACUCGGAACCAUUGAUUUUGUCGACGAUGAUCACCAAAUCGUCUUAAGAACAUGCGAGAAAGAGAAAGGCCGAAACAUUCUCCAAAUUGGAACCUGCAAUCCUGAGCGUGCUGUUCAAGUUGCAAAGCUUGUUGAGAAAGAUGUGGCUGGCAUAGAUGUGAACAUGGGCUGUCCAAAGGAAUUCUCCAUAAAGGGUGGAAUGGGUGCUGCUCUGCUAACACAAACUGACAAGGUGAAAGCCAUCUUGACAGCCCUUGUCCAAAACACUGAGCUACCUGUAACGUGCAAGAUUAGAGUUCUUGAAAAGCUGGAAGACACGUUGGCUCUUGGGAAACUGAUUGAAUCAACUGGUGUGAAAGCAAUUGGUGUUCAUGGACGAACAAAAGAUGAACGACCACAACACGCCAACAGGAAUGCAGUUAUUAAAGCUCUGGCUGAGCAUGUCAACAUUCCCAUCAUUGCAAAUGGGGGAUCUGGAGAGAUAGCCUGCUAUGAAGACAUUGAGCAUUUUCGGCAGGCCACUGGUGCUGCUUCUGUGAUGCUGGCUCGUCAGGCAGAAAGCAACUGCUCCAUAUUUAGAAAGGAAGGCAAGAAACCAAUAGAUGAUGUUAUACAAGAGUACCUUGCCUAUGCAAUAGAAUAUGACAACAGGGCAACAAACACAAAGUACUGUGUUCAGCAGAUGCUUGGCUCGCUUCAGGAAAGUGACAGAGGCAAAGCACUUUUGGCCAGUCAACAAAUGGAGGAAAUAUGUGUGCUCUGGAAUAUGCAAGAUAAGCAUGCUUCUUGGCAGCUCAAGCUCCAGGCUAGAGCAAUGGCUUUGAGGGAACUCAGUAACAACUGCUAUGCUGAGCCAGUGCUGAAGAAGUCCAAAAUUGGAGAUGAUGAAGUGUGGCAAAUGGAGGCUAAGUUUGUUAGAAACAUGUUUGAAAUGGCAGACCUGCCAAAGACAGUGCUCAUCAACUGGACAAGGAAAAAUAAUUAUCCACAUCCAUUCUACAAAACUGAAUCCAUGGAGAAAAGUUUUCGUUCUGUUGUGCUGGUAGAUCGGAAAAAGUAUUCCAGCACAUACCUUGAGAAGAACAAGAAAUAUGCCGAGCAGAGUGCUGCACUCGUGGCCUUAUAUGCCCUUGGACUGAUUGACGGUUCCAAAAUCAAGGGCAAUACUGCCGGUAUGCCAUUUGAAUAAAGAAACGCACAGCGAUAUUUUCUGCAGAGUGUA